AGUAUACAACAAGGAAUUAGAGGACUUGCGGGGCCGAGAUAACUUUAUUAUGAAGGAAAUCCGUGUCGACACCAUGAAGCGGAACGUGGAAAUGCUGGACCGCCUAACCAUGCAGUUCCAGGAGGCCAAGACCGAGCUGCAGGCAAUCAACGAGGAGCAGAGUCUAUUGAGCUGGGAGAUGACCAAAUUUCCGCUGCUGCAGUCCAUGAUAGCCCUAAAGGAGCCAUACGACAAGCUGUGGCACACCACCUACGACUUUCACCAGAAGUACGAGCGCUGGUACAAUGGUCCCUUCAUUGGGCUAGAUGCGGAAGCCAUCAACGAGGAAGUGGAGGCCAUGUGGAAGACCAUGUACAAACUCACAAAGACCUUCAUGGACCAGGUUGGGUCACGUCGUGUUGCAGAAUAUGUCAAGGAGCGCAUUGAGAAGUUCCGCCUCCAUGUACCUGUCCUCCAGUGUAUCUGCAACCCUGGUCUCCGUGACCGUCAUUGGAAUCAGCUCGGUGAGCAUCUGGGUGCCGAGCUCAACCUGACACCAGAGACCUCCCUGGCUGACAUGAUUGAAGCUGGUCUGCCCUCUGUCCAACGCAAGCUUGAGGAAAUCAGUCAUGCAGCUUCCAAAGAGUUUAGUUUGGAGAAGGCAUUAGAAAAAAUGAAGGGAGAGUGGGCCAAUGUCGUCUUUGAGUUUAAACCCUGGAGGGAAACAGGAGUGUCCAUCUUGGCAGCAGUGGAUGACAUCCAAGUGCUACUUGACGAGCACACCCAGAAAGUUCAGACUAUGCGAGGAUCACCAUAUGUUAAGCCAUUUGAAGCAGAGAUCCGUACAUGGGAGGAGAAGCUCCUGUCCAUGCAGGACAUUUUGGAUGCCUGGAUUAAGUGCCAAGUGACCUGGCUGUACCUAGAGCCCAUCUUCUCAUCCGAGGACAUCAUGAAGCAAAUGCCUGUGGAAGGGCGAAAGUUCACCCGUGUGGAUGCCACCUGGAGAGAGUUGAUGGGUACUGCUGUGAAGGACCCGCAUGCCCUAGUUGCCACUGAACAACCCAACAUGCUUCCCAGGUUGCAGGAGUGUAACCGCCUUCUGGAAGAAAUACAAAAAGGCCUCAAUGACUACCUGGAAAAGAAACGCCUUUUCUUCCCAAGGUUCUUCUUUCUGUCAAAUGAUGAGUUGCUGGAAAUUCUCUCUGAGACAAAGGACCCCCAGCGUGUGCAACCUCAUCUCAAGAAGUGCUUCGAAGGCAUCAGUCGUCUCCACUUCUCAUUGCAGCAGGAGAUCGAGGGCAUGAUAUCAGCAGAGGGCGAGCUGGUGCAGUUCAGUAACCGGGUCAUUCCCUCUAAGGCCAGAGUCAGUAUUCAUGACUCUUUCGGCCUGGUGGAGCGUUGGCUGGUGGAGGUGGAGGAGAUGAUGGUGCAGAGCAUGCAAGAUGUGGCUGUACGUGCCGUUGAGAACCAUCCACUUACUCCACAUCGCCAGUGGAUUACUCAGUGGCCAUCACAGGUGGUGCUGACAGUGGCACAGAUUGUGUGGACUGCUGAUGUCACUUCCAUCCUUCCUAAUAAAGGACUUGAGGAGUAUCUGGAAGUAUGCGACACCCGCAUCAAGGAGGUGGUGAGCAUGGUGCGGGGCCAGCUGGAGCAUGGUACUCGCCUCACACUUGGCUCACUCAUUGUUACCUAUGUCCACGGUCGUGAUGUAGUUCAGGAACUGAUUCGUAAAAGAGUGGAUUCCGUGACGGACUUCACAUGGGUGUCGCAGAUGCGCUACUACUGGGUUAACGAGCUUGUCCAGGUGGACAUGAUUAUGACUCGUCUCCAGUAUGGCUAUGAGUACCUUGGCAACACCUCAAGGCUGGUGAUUACUCCAUUAACUGACCGCUGCUUCAGGACACUGAUGGGGGCCCUAAAGCUGCACUUGGGCGGGGCUCCCGAGGGCCCAGCUGGCACGGGCAAGACAGAAACCUGCAAGGACUUGGCCAAGGCUGUGGCUAAGCAGUGCAUCAUUUUCAACUGUUCUGAUGGUCUUGACUACAAGGCCAUGGGCAAGUUCUUUAAGGGUUUGGCACAGAGUGGGGCAUGGGCCUGCUUUGAUGAAUUUAACCGCAUUCAACUGGAAGUUUUGUCAGUGGUGGGGCAACAGAUCCAGACAAUCCAGGCUGCUGUGUCUCGCAAGGCUCCCAGAUUUAUUUUUGAAGGGGUCGAUUUGGUUUUGAACCCCAGCUGCAACAUCUUCAUAACCAUGAACCCUGGGUAUGCGGGUCGGCGCGAGCUUCCGGACAACCUCAAGGUACUCUUUCGCACAGUUGCCAUGAUGGUACCCGACUAUGUCAUGAUAGCCAAGAUCGUCCUCUUUUCGAUGGGUUUCGUCCAUGCUGACAGCUUGGCACGGAAGAUCAUUGACACAUACCGACUGUGUUCAGAGCAGCUGUCAUCACAGCAUCACUAUGACUAUGGUAUGAGGGCCGUCAAGGCUGUUCUUCUGGCUGCCAAUAACCUUAAGCUCCAAAUGCCAGAUAUCUCUGAGCCGCAGGUUGUCCUCAGGGCCAUCAAAGAUGUCAAUCUACCCAAGUUUCUGGCUCAGGAUGUACCACUGUUUGAAGGCAUCGUGCAGGACUUGUUCCCAUCAGAGAGACACAAUGCCAUCAUGCCAGAUGCUGCACUUGAAGCAUCAUUGAAGAAGACAAUGGCUGACAAUAAUCUCCAGAUUGCUUACAUGAAAAACUACACUGUAUCAUCACAGGAUGUAGCUCUCAUAGAUCUAUAUGAAUGCCAGGCAGGAAGUGAUAAUGCAUUGUUCAUUACCCUUCUGUAUUGCCACAUUGAGGAUGUGCCGUGGUUCCGGGAAAAGAUGGUGCAGCUGUACAACAUGAUUCUGGUGCGUCAUGGUGUCAUGGUGGUGGGAGAGCCACUGAGUGGCAAGACCCGUGCUUACCAGGUAUGUGGGCCUGGUAAGGGCCAGAAAAAAACUGAAAUAGUUUACAAAGACUUUUGCACACUUUACAAGAUUAUCAACCCUAAAGCUCUUACACUGGGCCAACUCUAUGGUGCCUAUGACCCUUUUUCUCAUGAGUGGUCCGAUGGAGUGCUGGCCAAAACCUUCCGGGAGAUGGCAGUGUCAACAUCUGAGGAGCGAAGAUGGCUGGUGUUGGAUGGGCCAGUUGAUGCUGUUUGGGUAGAAAACCUCAACACUGUCCUUGAUGAUAAUAAGAAACUUUGUCUUAUGUCUGGAGAGAUCAUUCAGAUGCCUAACAAGAUGAGCCUUAUCUUUGAGACGUGUGACCUGGAGCAGGCAUCCCCAGCAACCGUAUCCCGUUGCGGCAUGAUCUACAUGGAGAGCCAACAGCUAGGCUGGCGACCUCUCAAGGAUUCGUAUAUGUCUAGCCUUCCGGUGGCAAUCAAAGGGGACGUGAAGCAGAUGGUAAAUGAUGUGAUAGAAUGGCUCAUGCCUCCAAUCUUUGAUUUUGUUAUGAAGAAGUGCAAGUUUAUGAUCCACACCUCAGAGCUGCAUCUUUUCCAGUCCUUCUCUCGGAUGUUGGACUCCCUCCUGGAUGAGGUACGGGAGGCUGGCAAGCCUUUGGGUCCGAAGAUCUCAGAUGACAAGUUAACAACCCUCCUGCAGUACCUCAUCACAUUUAUCCUUCCUUGGACAAUCGGCUCCACCAUCACUGGCACAAGCCGCCGGCUGUUUGACCAGUUCUUCCGCAAGUUGCUGCUGGGAAAGGUGGAUUCAGCGCCCCGGCCUGAGAGCUUCAGGCUUACUAAGGGGAUGUUGCCGCCAGAGAGUGGCUCAGUGUAUGACUACCUAUAUGAGCAGGAGACACAACGCUGGAUCCUCUGGUACGACACCAUUGAUAGAGACAGGCGUGUGAUUCCCACAGAUGCUAAGGUGUCAAAAUUACUGAUCCCGACGGCAGAGACAGCGAGACAAGAAUUCUUCCUAAGGACAUGCUUGGAUCAUGAUGUGCCUUUGCUUCUGCUGGGACCAACAGGCACAGGCAAAAGUGCUCACACUAAUGCCUGCCUAGUUAACCUGCCCAAGGACAAGUUUAUCAUCAAUACUAUAAAUUUCUCAGCAAGAACCUCUGCCAGUCAGGCCCAGGACAUAAUUAUGUCAAAGGUGGAUAGGCGUCGAAAGGGUGUAUUUGGGCCAGCAAUGGGAAGGAAGUAUGUGGUCUUCAUCGACGAUGUCAACAUGCCACAGAAGGAGACAUAUGGGGCCCAGCCACCCAUAGAGUUCCUCAGGCAGUGGCUCGACCAUAAACACUUCUACGACAAGAAGGAUACCUCCAAAAUUGAGCUUGUUGAUUCGCUAUUUCUGGGAGCGAUGGCUCCCCCUAGUGGAGGCCGCAAUACCAUCUGUGGCCGGUUCACACGCCAUCUCAACAUUAUCUGUAUUGAUGCAUUUGAUGACUUGACUUUGGACCAAAUUUUUGGAUCAAUUGUGAUAUGGCACUUAGCGAGCCAUGAGGACGCUGCAGUGCAGCGCCUCAAUAGGGCUGUUGUGGAGGCCACACGGGAGGUUUACAAGAAGGCUACCUCCACCUUCAUGCCGACUCCCUCGAAAAGCCAUUACCUCUUUAAUCUGCGAGACUUCUCCCGGGUCAUCAAUGGCAUUCUUCUGGUGCCCAAUGCUGCCCUCAGCUCGGUGGAGAAGCUGGUGAGGCUUUGGCUCCAUGAAGUAUAUCGAGUCUUUCACGACAGGUUAAGCAGUGACAUUGACAGGAACGAGUUCUUCAACAUUGUGAAGGAGGUGAGUCAAAGAACCUUCCGCAUGCAGCUGAGUGUCGUACUGGAACACUUAGUGCCUGCAGGAGAAGCUCUCAACCCUCACCAUCUUCACAACCUCAUCUUUGGCAACUAUAUGAUCGCAGAUGCUGAGACCAAAGUGUAUGAUGAGGUGCAAGACAUGAAUGACCUGAGACAAGUGAUGGAGACAUACCUGCACGAGUACAACAUGAUUAGCAAGUCACCUAUGUCACUUGUGAUGUUCCAGUAUAUUAUCCAACAUGUGUCCAGGAUCAGCAGGGUGCUGCAACAGGACUCUGGCCAUGCUCUCCUUAUUGGAUUUGCUGGUUCAGGCCGCCAGAGUGCUACCAAGCUGGCCAUCUUCAUGGCCAACCAUGAGCUCUUUCAGAUAGAGGUGACAAAGACCUAUGGUGUAGCAGAGUGGCGGGAGGACAUAAAAAAAGUGCUGAUGAAGGCUGGAGGCGACGGGAAGUCCAUUGUGUUUCUUCUCACUGAUACACAGAUCAAAGAUGAGAGUUUUUUGGAGGACAUAAACACAUUACUUAAUACGGGGGAGCUGCCUAAUCUAUACACCAAUGAAGAAAAGGCAGAAAUAUUAGAGAAAAUACAAGCUGUUGCCAAGGAUGAGGGCAAGAAGAUGGAUGCCUCACCAAUGACCCUAUUCGGGUACUUCAAUGAGCGGGUGCGGGCCAACCUGCACCUGGUGGUGGCCAUGUCCCCUAUAGGUGACACUUUCAGGACCAGGCUCAGGAUGUUCCCCUCUCUCAUCAACUGUUGCACUAUAGACUGGUUCAUGCCCUGGCCAGACGAGGCACUGGAGAUGGUGGCGACGACACUGCUACAGGAAGUGCAGAUGGAUACAUCAUUGGUGGCCCGCUGUGUCACUGCCUGCAAGUACUUCCAUCACAGCAUAAAAGUCCUUGCUAACAGGUUCUACGAGCAGCUUCGGCGAAGGUACUAUGUGACACCCACCUCCUACCUGGAGAUCGUCUUCACCUUCAAGCAGCUGCUUCUCAAGAAGCGUUCAGAGAUUCUUACCCUGAGGGACAGGUACGUGACUGGUCUUGAGAAACUGAAGGAGGCAAAGUUCUUGAUUACAGAACUUCAGGAAGAGCUGAAACUGUUGCAGCCUCGUCUGGUGGAGACCUCAGCCAACACUGAGGCACUUAUGAUUAAGAUCGAACAAGACACCAUCCAAGUCGAGAGGAAGAAAGAGUUGGUGGCUGCAGAUGAAGCAGUAGCCAACAGAAAGUUUGCAGAUGCUCAAGCUAUCAAGGAUGAUUGUGAAAAAGAGCUUGCCAAGGCAGUUCCAGCUCUCAAUGCUGCCACGGAAGCACUUAACACUCUCAAGCAAGACGACAUCCGUGUUGUUAAGGCCAUGAAGAAUCCACCCUCAGGGGUCAAACUCGUGAUGGAAGCUGUGUGUGUUAUGCUGGAUCUCAAGCCAGACAGGAAACCAGACCCCAGUGGUUCAGGUAAAAUGGUGGAAGACUUCUGGGCACCAUCACAGAAGCUACUGGGGGACAUGAAGUUCCUCCAAAACCUGCUGGUCUAUGACAAGGAGAGCAUCCCAACAAAGAUCAUUACGCACGUCCGCAACAAGUUCUACUCGCACCCGGAUUUUGACCCCAAGAAGAUACGGAUGGUGUCAAUGGCAUGUGAAGGGUUAUGUCGAUGGGUGCGAGCCAUGGUCGUCUAUGACCAGGUGAUCAAAAUUGUGGCUCCAAAGAAGCAGGCAUUAGAGGCUGCUAACCAUGAACUGGCUCUCCAAAAUGAGAAGCUGGAGGAGAAGAGGAAAGAAUUGAGAGAAGUGACAGACAAGCUUCAGGCCCUUAAUGAUGAAUUUACCAAAAAACAAAAGGAGAAGAAAGACCUGGAGGAUUCCAUAGUCAGGUGUGAGCAGAAGAGGGAUCGAUCAGAAAGGCUCAUCGGCGGCCUCGGUGGUGAGCGGGAUAGGUGGAGUAAUGCGGCACAACAACUGAGCGAGAGCCUGGAGAAUGUGGUGGGAGAUGUGCUCAUCGCUGCAGCUGUUGUGGCCUACCUUGGAGCUUUUACUGUUGAGUACCGGGAGGAAUGUCUUAAAGAUUGGCACCAGAAGUGCCAGGAACUAGGAAUUUCGUGUAGUUCAAAUUUCGUCUUGUACGACACUUUGGGUGAUCCUGUGCAGAGUCGAACCUGGCAGCUUGCAGGACUGCCAGUUGAUGCUUUCUCAGUUGACAGUGCCAUCAUCGUGGCUCAUUCCCGCCGCUGGCCACUCAUGAUCGACCCCCAAGGCCAGGCUAAUAAAUGGGUGGUGAACAUGGAGAAGGAGAAUGGGUUGCGGGUGGUACGACAGACUGACCCCUCCUUCAUCAGAGUUUUAGAAGAGGCACUGCAGAAAGGACUUCCAAUGCUCAUCGAAGGAGUUGGCGAGGAUUUUGACCCCAUACUUGAUCCGGUAUUAUUGAAGCAGACAUUUAAGCAACAGGGUGUCGACCAUGUGCUUCUUGGAGAGACAGUAACAGAGUACAACAGUAACUUUCGUUUGUACAUUACUACGAGCUAUCAGAAUAAUAACUAACUCUGCUUUCUCAGCUCCCUUGUGGUGGUGCUGAACUUUCUAAUUACAAAAAUGGGACUGGAGAACCAGCUACUGGGCCUGGUGGUAGCUCAUGAGCGCCCACAGCUGGAGGAGCGUAAGAAUCGUUUGCUUGUAGAGUCAGCCAACAAUAGGCGAGCCCUUCAGAAGACUCAGGAGAAAAUUCUUGAGGUCCUGUCUACUGCUGGUCAGAAUCUUCUGGAGGAUGAGAAGGCUAUUGACAUCAUGUCAUCCAGCAGGGUACUCUCACAGGAAAUAUCAGCUAAAGAGGAGGUGGUACAGCAGACUGAGCAAGAAAUUGAUGCUGCCAGGGGAGCUUACAAACCUGUUGCAAUCCAUGCCUCGGUUCUGUUCUUUUGUGUGUCUGAUAUGGCUGCCAUAGAACCCAUGUACCAGUAUUCUCUCGGAUGGUUUAUCAAUCUCUACCUUCAGUCUAUCAGGAACUCUGACACCAGUGAGGAUGUGGACAUAAGAAUCCAGCUGCUCAACACCCACUUGACACGAGCCAUCUUCCUCUCUGUCAGUCGCUCACUCUUCGAGAGAGACAAGAUUCUUUUCUCCUUCAUGCUGUGUGUCAGGCUCCAGCAAGCGCAGGAAGGAGUAGAGGAGGACGUGUGGAGGUUCCUGUUGACAGGUGGGAAUGGCCUGCUGGACAACCCACACGGUCCUUCCCCAGCGCCUUGGCUCUCUGACAAGGCUUGGGCCCGCUUGGUACAGGCUGCUGACUGUCACAGCUUAUCUGGAAUUAAGGAGCAUGUAGUGAGCAACUUGGAGGCCUGGGAGAAGGUGUACAGCUCUGCAGUGCCCCAUAAAGCCACUUUUCCUCACCCCUACCACCAUCUUCAAGGUCUCCAUCGUCUUGCUCUCCUCAAGUGUAUCAGGCCUGAUAAAGUCACCCUAGCAAUUCAGGACCUCAUAGCUCAGCAGCUGGGAGAAAGGUACCUUUCGCCCCCACAGUUUGACAUUUCAUCAUCAUACGAUGAUUCCACCUGCAGUACUCCACUCAUCUUUAUCCUAUCCCCUGGCACCGAUCCAGUAGCUGCACUCCGCAGAUUUGCUGGGGAGAAAGGAAUUGGUGAGGAAGACGUGCAGGUCAUCUCCCUAGGUCAAGGACAGGGAUCACUGGCGGAGAGCAUGAUACAGCAAGGGGCAGAGAUAGGGUGGUGGGUGGUCCUGCAGAACUGUCACCUGGCAGAGUCUUGGAUGACUCGCCUCGAAAUAAUUUGUAGCCAAAUAUUCCAGUCUUGCUCAACGCACCCAAGCUUCCGGCUGUGGCUCACUAGCUAUCCCUCGCCUGCUUUUCCUGUGUCGCUGCUACAGGAUGGGAUCAAGAUGACAAACGAGCCCCCACGAGGUCUUCGUGCCAACCUGCUCAAGUCCUAUCACAGUGAUCCCAUCAAUGAUCCUGAAUUUUUCAGUGCAUGCCAGAAUCAGCCACUAUUCCAGCGUCUCCUGUAUGGCCUCUGUUUCUUUCACGCUCUUAUCCAGGAACGCAGAAAUUUUGGGCCACUUGGCUGGAAUGUUCCUUAUGAGUUUAAUGAAUCAGACAUUAAAAUUAGUGUGAGGCAACUGCAGAUGCUACUGACUGAAUGUGAAGGAGACGAAGUGCCCUUGGAGGCGCUGAUGUACUUAACAGGGGAAUGUAACUAUGGAGGACGUGUCACAGACUCCAGAGACCGCCGCCUACUCGUCUGCCUUCUUGCCAAUUUUUACAACCAGGAAUUCAUUAUUGAUGAGACAUAUAAGGUGUGUGGUGUAGAAGGGUACCAGGUGCCCUCAGCUAGAACCUGGCAGGACUACGUCGACCACAUUGCUAGCCUCCCACUGUCAGCCCCGCCUCAGGUCUUUGGCCUACACGAAAACGCUGAUCUUGCUAAAGACCACCGAGAAACUGAUCAGCUCUUUCGAGGAAUACUGCAACUUGAGCCUCAGCUUGGUGGUAAUGCUUCGGGGGACAUGGCAGUGGUGGUAUGCGACCUGGCUUGUGAGAUCCUGGCUCGCUUGCCCCCACAGUUUGACCUAAGUGAGGCAGAGCAGCGGCACCCAAUCUGCUAUACACAGUCCCUAAACACUGUCCUUAGACAGGAACUACAGCGUUAUAACAGACUGAUUGCAGCUAUGAAAAUGUCCCUUAAGGCUGUGAAGAGAGCAGUAAGUGGUGAGAGCCUCAUGUCAGAUGAGGUAGAGGACACAUACCAAGCGCUGGUUCUGGGUCGUGUGCCCCCAGCAUGGGAGACCCGGUCAUACCCAUCAAGAAAAGCCCUUGCCCCAUAUAUCAGUGACCUUCUACACAGGUUAAAGUUCUUCCAGCGGUGGGUGGACGAGAAGAUUCCUGACGUGUUCUGGUUCUCUGGAAUGUUUUUCCCCUACACCUUUCUCACUGGGAUACGCCAGAACUAUGCAAGAAAGCAUGCUAUACCCAUCGAUAGGAUUUAUUUCCAAUUCAAGGUGAUGGAGAAGGAGGUGGAGGACAUCAUCCAGGAGUGCAUCAGACCUAACUUCGUUGAGCUGCCUGAAAUUAUCAAGCGAUUGCCCACGCCUGACAUGCGCGGCCAUUACCAACAUCACGACACAGACCUCGAGGAUGAUGAUUCCCUUUCUGACGAUGAUGAAUCUGCUCAGGAUGAAGGCGAUAUUAAAACUGGAAUGAAGAAAAGGAGGAUCCAGUUUGGUGAGGAGGAGGAGGAGGAGGAAAUGCUGGACAACAAUGAUAACCAGCAGAGCCAUAAUGAAAACUCUGAUGAUAUCAUCUACCAAGUUAUCCCUCGCCAGGCACAUGGAGGAACCUAUACCUGGGGAUUUUUCCUAGAGGGUGCCCGCUGGGACCGUCAACAGCACUGUCUGGCGGAAAUGUCAGCCAAACAGCUCCAUGACCGCCUCCCUAUUAUACUCUUCCAGCCUGCUAUCCUACCAGACAUGUCUCACAAGGAGGGUAUGUACCAAACUCAUACCUGGAGAGUUUUGAUAAUCAAGAGAAGUGGUGUGAGCUGUAAACUUGAGGAUGAGGAAGUUGAUAAUGGUACAUACCAUUGCCCUGUGUACCGUACAAGUGAGCGGUGUGGUACUCUCUCCACAACGGGGCACUCCUCUAAUUACAUCCUCGACCUGGUGCUGCCCUCCUCCCUCCCACAGAAUCACUGGUAUUGUGACCUACUUCUCCUAAAUGUAGAAAACAAAUUUAUAUCUACUAUAUGUAGAAAAACUAUUUCAACACCACCAUCAUUACACUUUACAUUAGAACCAGCAUGGAGAUCAAAAGUGCAAGACAAAAGACCAGAAGGAACAACAGAUGACAUUGUAGUCGCUGUAGAAGAGGUGAGGAUGACGCUAACGAGCUCUAAGACAACAACAAAGAAAGAAACAACGUUACCCAGAGGAUUUCAGAGAAUAGUGAAAGUGAAGAUGCGGGUUGAAGGAGAGGAGGAACAGGACGAAGAUGACGUUGGACAUGGAGAAAAUGAAAUUAAAUUCUAA
Procambarus clarkii (red swamp crayfish) is the source of this 10792-nucleotide messenger RNA. The record is from RefSeq and is a predicted model, not a curated record. Lineage: Eukaryota; Metazoa; Arthropoda; Malacostraca; Decapoda; Cambaridae.